Messenger RNA from Asterias rubens (European starfish), 9906 nucleotides. RefSeq names its product mucin-2-like. NCBI's taxonomy places the organism in Eukaryota, Metazoa, Echinodermata, Asteroidea, Forcipulatida, Asteriidae. The record is from RefSeq and is a predicted model, not a curated record. The transcript is spliced from 61 exons. The coding region runs from base 1 to 8199 and encodes 2732 amino acids.
AUGUUUGAAUUUGCUUCAUCGGCAAGUGGGAGUUCUACUACUCAACCACCAACUACCACUACGCUUGAGCCUCUUGUAACCUUGCCAACAGGUGGAAACGCCAUUGGUACCAUUGGUGUAGAUCAAGUAACAGCAACGGACACAAGUUUUAUGUUCACAAAGAGUUCUACUACUCAACCACCAACUACCACUACGCUUGAGCCUCUUGUAACCUUGCCAACAGGUGGAAACGCCAUUGGUACCAUUGGUGUAGAUCAAGUAACAGCAACGGACACAAGUUUUAUGUUCACAACAGCCAAACCUGUUACAACUUCCUUGACAACAGUAGUUACUACUGUACCAACAACAGCAACCAGUCCCACAACUACUAAGGAAACAACAACAAUGACAACAACUACGGCAAGCACUGCAGCUGAAACCACAACCACUUCUACAACAACUGUUACCACUACAACAACACCAACACCGGUAACAAAAGAAAACUGUGCUGAUGAACUUGGUGCGUAUGAACAACCACGAACUGAAUCGGAUGGGUCAACCCCACUGACACGAAUGCUCGUCGUUCCGUUCACAAGCCCAGUAACGCUAACUGGUAUUCAGCUACAAGGAGACACAGCUGGUAAUGCUAUAACUAGUUUCACCAUGAGCUAUAAACUGUUUGGAGACGACUCUUCGAAGGAGGUCAAUAAUGAGAAGUCAGGAAAAGUACAGGUGUUCGAUGUUCCUUUCGGCGCUGACUUUACUCAGAAAGUGACUGUCCCUCUACCAUUUAAUCAACUUGAUAACGUGAUUGAGGUUAUCCUCUCCAAUAUCAAUGUGCCUUCUGAUAAAAAGGCUAGUUUCACAGUGGACUUUGAAGGUUGUGCAAAACCGGUUACUGUUAUCCCAACAACAAAAGAGGUGACUACAACUGUUUCAACCACAACACCAGAGAAGAUUGAAACUACUAAGGUAGCAACAACAACCACAACUACGCCUGAAACUACAACAACAUCAGCACCUACAACAACCACAAUAGUCACUACUCCUGAGGGGACAACUACAACAGAGAGUACAACAACAACAACGGUUACUCCAACAACAGCAGGCAAGCCAGCAACAACAGAGGUAACAACCAAACGCAUUACGACUACUCCCAGUACGACUACUGCACCAACCACUGAGCAGACUACAACUAUCAAAGUGACUACAACUCCAGAGGCAACUAUCACAGAAAAGAUUGUCUUGGGGAGUUCUACUACUCAACCACCAACUACCACUACGCUUGAGCCUCUUGUAACCUUGCCAACAGGUGGAAACGCCAUUGGUACCAUUGGUGUAGAUCAAGUAACAGCAACGGACACAAGUUUUAUGUUCACAAAGAGUUCUACUACUCAACCACCAACUACCACUACGCUUGAGCCUCUUGUAACCUUGCCAACAGGUGGAAACGCCAUUGGUACCAUUGGUGUAGAUCAAGUAACAGCAACGGACACAAGUUUUAUGUUCACAACAGCCAAACCUGUUACAACUUCCUUGACAACAGUAGUUACUACUGUACCAACAACAGCGACUAGUCCUACAACUACUAAGGAAACAACAACAACGACAACAACUACGGCAAGCACUGCAGCUGAAACCACAACCACUUCUACAACAACUGUUACCACUACAACAACACCAACACCGGUAACAAAAGAAAACUGUGCUGAUGAACUUGGUGCGUAUGAACAACCAAGAACUGAAUCGGAUGGGUCAACUCCACUGACACGAAUGCUCGUCGUUCCGUUCACAAGCCCAGUAACGCUAACUGGUAUUCAGCUACAAGGAGACACAGCUGGUAAUGCUAUAACUAGUUUCACCAUGAGCUAUAAACUGUUUGGAGACGACUCUUCGAAGGAGGUCAAUAAUGAGAAGUCAGGAAAAGUACAGGUGUUCGAUGUUCCUUUCGGCGCUGACUUUACUCAGAAAGUGACUGUCCCUCUACCAUUUAAUCAACUUGAUAACGUGAUUGAGGUUAUCCUCUCCAAUAUCAAUGUGCCUUCUGAUAAAAAGGCUAGUUUCACAGUGGACUUUGAAGGUUGUGCAAAACCGGUUACUGUUAUCCCAACAACAACGAAAGAGGUGACUACAACUGUUUCAACCACAACGCCAGAGAAGAUUGAAACUACUAAGGUAGCAACAACGACCACAACUACGCCUGAAACUACAACAACAUCGGCACCUACAACGACCACAAUAGUCACUACUCCUGAAGGAACAACAACAACAGAGAGUACAACAACAGUUGCUCCAACAACAGGCAAGCCAACCACAACAGAGGUAACAACCAAACGCAUUACGACUACUCCCAGUACGACUACUGCACCAACCACUGAGCAGACUACAACUAUCAAAGUGACUACAACUCCAGAGGCAACUAUCACAGAAAAGAUUGUCUUGGAGAGUUCUACUACUCAACCACCAACUACCACUACGCUUGAGCCUCUUGUAACCUUGCCAAAAGGUGGAAAUGCCAUUGGUACCAUCGGUGUAGAUCAAGUAACAGCAACGGACACAAGCUUUAUGUUCACAACUGCCGAACCUGUUACAACUACCUUAACAACAGUAGUUACUACUGUACCAACAACAGCGACCAGUCCUACAACCACUAAGGAAACAACAACAACGACAACAACCGCAAGCACAACAACUGAAAUGACAACCACUUCGACAACUACUGUUACCACUACAACAACCCCAACACCAGUAACUAAAGGAAACUGUGCUGAUGAACUUACAAAAUAUCAAGAAGGGACAUCUGAACUGGAUGGGCAAUCUCCACAGGCGCGAGCCUAUCAAGCUCGAUUCUCAACACCUGUAACACUGACUGGUGUUCAGCUUCAGGGAGACUCUGAUGGUAAUGCUAUCACUAGUUACACACUGAGAUACAAACUGUAUGGAGAGGAUGCUGAGAAAGAAUUUGUAGAUUCCUCUGGAGUAGAACAGGUGUUCACUGUACCUCCGGGUGUCGACAUUACGCAGAAAGUCACUGUUCCUGUAAAUCCCCAACUCGACAACGUUGAGAAGGUUACGUUGCUGAACAUCAAUGUGCCAUCGGGUAAAAAGGCCAGCUUCAAAGUGGAAUUUGAAGGCUGUGCAAAAUCUUCUGUUAUCCCAACAACAACAAAAGAGGUGACUACAACUGUUUCAACCACAACACCAGAGAAGAUUGAAACUACUAAGAUAACAACAACGACCACAACCACGCCAGAAACUACAACAACAUCGGCACCUACAACGACCACAAUAGUCACUACUCCUGAGGGGACAACUACAACAGAGAGUACAACAACAACCGUUACUCCAACAACAGCAGGCAAGCCAGCAACAACAGAGGUAACAACCAAACGCAUUACGACUACUCCCAGUACGACUACUGCACCAACCACUGAGCAGACUACAACUAUCAAAGUGACUACAACUCCAGAGGCAACUAUCACAGAAAAGAUUGUCUUGGGGAGUUCUACUACUCAACCACCAACUACCACUACGCUUGAGCCUCUUGUAACCUUGCCAACAGGUGGAAACGCCAUUGGUACCAUUGGUGUAGAUCAAGUAACAGCAACGGACACAAGUUUUAUGUUCACAAAGAGUUCUACUACUCAACCACCAACUACCACUACGCUUGAGCCUCUUGUAACCUUGCCAACAGGUGGAAACGCCAUUGGUACCAUUGGUGUAGAUCAAGUAACAGCAACGGACACAAGCUUUAUGUUCACAACUGCCGAACCUGUAACAACUACCUUGACAACAGUAGUUACUACUGUACCAACAACAGCAACCAGUCCCACAACUACCAAGGAAACAACAACAACGACAACAACCGCAAGUACAACAACUGAAAUGACAACCACUUCGACAACUACUGUAACCACUACAACAACGCCAACACCAGUAACUAAAGGAAACUGUGCUGAUGAACUUACAAAAUAUCAAGAAGGGACAUCUGAACUGGAUGGGCAAUCCCCACAAGCGCGAGCCUAUCAAGCUCGAUUCUCAACACCUGUAACACUGACUGGUGUUCAGCUUCAGGGAGACUCUGAUGGUAAUGCUAUCACUAGUUACACACUGAGAUACAAACUGUAUGGAGAGGAUGCUGAGAAAGAAUUUGUAGAUUCCUCUGGAGUAGAACAGGUGUUCACUGUACCUCUGGGUGUCGACAUUACGCAGAAACUGACAGUUCCUGUAAAUCCCCAACUCGACAACGUUGAGAAGGUAACGCUGCUGAACAUCAAUGUGCCAUUGGGUAAAAAGGCCAGCUUCCAAGUGGAAUUUGAAGGCUGUGCAAAACGUGCCGUAACUCCAACCACAACAAAAGAGGUGACCACAACUGUUUCAACCACAACGCCAGAGAAGAUUGAAACUACUAAGGUAGCAACAACGACCACAACCACGCCUGAAACUACAACAACAUCGGCACCUACAACAACCACAAUAGUCACUACUCCUGAAGGAACAACGACAACAACUGUCACUAAAACAGCAGCAGGCACUACAAAGGAGAAAACAACCCUCGUGACCACAACAACAGUAUCACCUUCAAAAACCACAGAAGCAGAAACUAUCACAACUGUGAGCAUGGGUGAAGCAUCCACAACAACAGUUGCCGAAACAUCAACUAGCACAUCAACUACUCCUUCCACAACCACGCAAGAAUAUUGCGCUGAACCACUGGUUGGUCUUGAGAAAAAUCGCAUUGGAAGCCCCAUUACUGUGCUUGAAUCUACUAAGUUCAAUGAUGAAGCAUCCCUGGAGUUUGAUAAUGUCCAACUCAACGCUAUUGUGUUCUUCACGGCACCAGUGCGUAUCAAUGAACUGAAGUUACAGAGCAGAGGUAUCAAGGACUUCACUUUGUACGCUGGCACCUCUUCUAUUAAACAAGUUACAGAUGAGACAGGACAACUAAAGGUGUUCACGGUAGAGGGAUCUGCAGAUGAAGUUACAAAAAUAAGAAUGCCGACUGUUGAAGUCUUGGAGGGAGUGAAGUUGGCCCGUCUUACCUUUACAACUGAUCUAAGCAACGGUGACAAGGCACUCUUGAAGUUUGAAUUCUUAGGAUGUCAAUCCGAGGAACCAGCCAAGACAGAGGCAACUACCACACAAAAAGUAACGGUUGAAGUUCCACUAACGACGAAAUCAACCACAACUGAGAAAACAACCACCACACCAACCACAACUGAAACAGAAACAGUUACCGACUCACUCAUCAUUGAACACGUACCAGUCGUUACAUCAGCAACUGUUAAGAGCAGAGGACAACCUACAACAACUACUACUGAAUUUCCCAUUUGGAUCAUACCAGGUGGAGGUGCAAAUGGCACUGUUGGAGUUGGAGAAGUAACAUCUGGUGAAACUUCAUUCCUAUUCACAACUGCCAAAUCGGGAACCACUACCACAACAACUGAAUUUCCAAUUUUCGUUUUCCCAGGUGGAGGUGCAAAUGGAAAUAUUAAAGUUACUGAAGUCACAUCCGAUGGAAGUUCGUUCAUUUUCUCAACUGUUAAACCGGGAACAACUACUACCACAACUGAACUGCCAAUUUUCUUGCUGCCAACUGGAGGUGCAAAUGGAAAUAUUGAAGUUGGAGAAGUAACAUCCAAUGGAACUUCAUUCAUCUUCACACAAGCUCCCACAGCCCAGACGGCUAAAAGAACUAUUGUGACAGAAACAGUCCCCAAAACAGCUGGUGCAAAAACUACUAAAGUUACAACAACUACGACAACAACAGCAGGACCAACGACGACAACAAAGUCAACAACAACAACAACAACCACACCAACGCCAGUUACAAAAGAAAAUUGUGUGGCUCUGCUGUCGCCCUCAUUUGAGGGAUCUCGGAGCAUAGUCAACGGGAAUACAGCAGAAGGACGUAGCCUGAUGGUGCCAUUCCUCACCCCGGUAACUUUAACAAGAGUUGCACUCCAGGGUGACGCAGAGGGCAAUGCCAUAACGGACUUCACUGUUCAGUACAGACUCAAAGGAGAAGCGACCCAGAGAAGUAUUCUGGAUGGAUUUAACAAGCGGGUAUUUAACGUUAAUUGGGACGUUGACACCACCGAACAAAUUAAGCUGGAUCUUCCAUUUGACCAGCUUGAAAACGUUGUAGAAGUGACUCUUAUGGAUGUGAAUGUACCAGACAACAAAGAGGCUAAAUAUUUUGUGGACUUCUAUGGCUGUGCAGAUGAGCCCCUCACUACACCCGCAACGACCACCACUGUCUCCACUAGUACGUCAACUACUGAGGCUCUGACCACCACGAUGUUAGAAUCCUCCAAAACGACCACAACUACGCCUGAAGCUACCACUGCCAAGAUCAUUGAACAAACAAUCAAGAGAGUUACAGAGCCAGAAAAAGUGUGUGAUAUGGAACUUGAAACUUAUGACAAUGUUGCUCUGUCGAGAAGCACACCUGAAGGUACAUUGGAGGCAAAUGUCCCAUGGAGGCCAUCCAGUGCGGCUAACACCAAUGAGAGGAGGUUAGAAAUCAAAUUCACUCCUCCCAUUGCUGUAAGAUCCCUCAUAGCGGAACAAGACGAGGACUUUGAAUUUAUCUUGUUCUAUCGCUCACCUGGUGCAACAUACGAUACUUACGUGAGAUCUGCAAAUAACCAACUGAUGAGAUUCAAAGGUGGCAGUGAUGGUGAGAGACAAGAACUACCCGACUAUUUGGGAGAAAUUGAAACACUGAAGUUCAUGUACAUGUCUUACAUAGCAGAUGACGAGUAUCCUGAAAUUGACAUUAAACUCUUUGGCUGCUUUGAUCAUGUAACAACCACUGCAGUGACUACCACAGUAAAAACGACAACUCCAACUGCCACGACUACUGAAAAAGUAACAGAGUCAACAACUGUAACAAAGACAGAGACAACAAAGGGUGUUGUGACAGAGGAAGUUCAAGUUACUGAAAGACCAGGUAUUGUCACCACUAAGGAAACAGUCACCCUAACUACACUUGAGCCAGUAUCAACUACACUCGGAAUUUGCACUGAAAAUCUGGAGACUUCUCCUGCUAUGACCGGCAUCUUCGUUGAAAGGAUGACGUCCGAACCAGACAACGGUCUAUCUGGCUUUCAAUCACCCGAAUACUGGAUGCCUAGCAUUGAAGACAACGUCAUUCCAUACGUGAAUUUGAGAUCUAAUCGACCGUUCUCACUCAAGGCUUUCAUGAUGGCCGGCGCAGGUCAAGGAAAUGGUAUAACAAACUUCAGGUUUAGAUACCAACCUUUCGGCUCGACCGCUUGGAAGUACUAUUUGGGGAGUGACGGUCAACCUAAGGAAUUCACUGGUUCCUUAGCAGCUGAAUCUUCAAAGCCAGUCUGGGUCUUCCUUUCUGAAGCAACGGAGGCAGUUGGGGCUGUUACUGUGGAGCUUCUAGAGUUGACAGGUUCACAACCAGCCCUGAAACUAGACUUCUUCGGAUGCUCACCAAAGGCAUCGCCAACCACAAGACAAACAACAAUAGAAAGAAUCGUUACUGAAGCUGGAGUUACAGAAACUGUAACGGAGUCAUUUAACAACGUAAUCACAAACACUGAAUCGAGGACAACGCCAUCGUCAGGCUCUAUUACCACACCAGAGACCCCUGUCACUCCUCAUAUUGGUGUGACUGAGGCUGGUACUGGAGUGAUCAUACCAAUCGGUGAAACGGAUCCAAACGAACCAACUGAAGAUACAACUGGAGAUCGUGGCCGUGGAUGCAUGUACAAUGGCCGACAGUAUCAGUUUGGAGAGGAGAUGCCAUCAACUUCUCCAUGCACCAGGAUGUUCUGUGAACAAGGCUCAGGAAUCGUUGAUUACACAGAAGAAUGUGAUCUCAGAUGUGAUGGAAAACUUCGCUACAUUGAGGAAAAAUGCUGUCCAGUCUGCGAAAAAGAAUCCAAGAUGUGUCUACGCGAAAGCAAACUGGAGAAACUGAUACUUCCAGACGGUUGUGUGUCUACGGAUCUUGUGGAGUUUACAUACUGUAAUGGUGGGUGUCCGUCCAGAUCUUACAUUGAUAUGAUCGCCGGCCAAUCCCAGCUCCGAAGCGAGUGUAGAUGCUGUAAGCCAGCCUCAAUGGUAGAUCGCUCGGUGACCCUCGACUGCAAUAAUAAUGUCCGUAAGACCUACCACUACAAAAUCAUCAACGAAUGCUCGUGCGAGAUUUGCAAAUUUGACGAGCCGUACGGCGGACGAUAGACGAACACCAAAUCACGACAAGCAUACUGUGCUCUGCAGUUACUUUAAUGUAAAUUAGAAAUGCUAGACAAUUUAUUUAGAAUGUUAUAUUAAAUUUGCUUGCCUCCAGUCCCAGUUAAGAAAUUUACAAAGAAAAAUUAUUUGUAGAAUGAUCAGCAAAAAUUAUGAAAUUAUUUUAGCCGCUUUAGUAUUGAUAUCGGUGAAUGGGACCGUUUCUACUAAUAUUUAAAAUUACAACAAGUAUAUACACAGCUGCCAAGCACAGAUAUGUUUACCUUACUUUGUCAUUCCAACCACUUAUGAAUUUUAAAUGAUAUAUAUAUUUUAAAGUUUAAAUUAUGAUAAUCUAUACUGUAUGAGGUAGUAGUAAGUAAUGAGUGAUACUUUAAAUGUUUGUUUCUGUGGUAGGUUAUUUAUAACAUCAAAGGAAAAAAAACCAGACAUUGUUAAGGAUUUGUUGCCAUCUGCCAUAAUAAACGAGUAGGCCUAAUUAAUUUGAGUGGAGAAUAUACUGAUAAUUAUAAAUGAUAUAAGAGCCCAAUCAAAUACAGUUAAAGGUAACCAGCAAUCUUGAAUUAUAAAUUCAUUGUUGGUAAAUGUUAGGCUGAGAAAAACUUCAAACACCAUUAAAAUUAAGGAAAUGUGAAAUAUUAGAAAAUAUAAAUACACAAGUUUAUUUAUUUAUGUCAAUUGACUUAAAGUGCAAUAUUUCAUCAGGGGGAUGAUGUUCAGUAUAAAACAGAGUGCAAAAUCACAUAAGUUGAAGAUACAUAUUAUAUCAAAACAUUAACUCACAAGUUUGAAUAACUAAGUAUUUCUCAGUUCGUCCAAACAAUCAUUAUUUUUUAACAAAGUACUCUUUCAAUCCCAAGAAAAUAUCAAAAUUAUUCGAAUGAAUUUGAAUUACUUUAACAAACCUUAAUUUAACUCAGUUGGUCGCCAUCAAGAGCAUUGCGCCUUUUGCUUAUUUAGGCCCAUAUUUUUUUUCUCAAAUCGAAACAAAGUGAAUGGUGAUUCCAUACACAAUUAAUUAUAUAAAUUUAGGCACAAAAUACCGGGGCCAUCAACUCAAUAUAGCCAAUUCUACACACAACAGGCUUGUUUGGCAUUGAGGUUAUUUUUUCUUAAUUCUUUUAGUUAAUGCAUUUUUUUUUGAAGGACAAAUCAAUAAACUGUACUGCCCAACUGUACGUGUAUUGCCUUUAUGACAAUUUAGAAUAUUGAAAGUACCCUUGUAGAUUGGUAGUUAAACAUUACAUUGCUGAUGGCGGGGGGGGGGGAAUGGUUAAUGGAGGGUGACAAGAUUAACUGCUUAGAAUUUUGUGUAGACUAGCAGAGACAAUGAUGUCAAAUCCCAUGGUGUCUUACAACAAAUUUAAAAUAAAUAUUUCAAUUUUAUGGUAUUUAUCUGUAACCCCAGUUCUAAGGUUAUUGGAGGAAAUUUAUUUAAGUUGAAACACAUAGCACCCAUACAUAAGGACAAAAUCGAGAUAAAUAAAAAAAAAUAUUGUUCAUUUUUGAAGUAAAAUUAUUCACUCAUAUAGGCCCUAUACUGAAACAAAAAUUCAUUGUAUUUGAGAUGAUGUUAAAAGAAUAGUUACUUUAGAGAGGUUCAUGUAGAUUGUAAGUUAUAAUUACAAAAUGUAACCCCCAUAAUUGCUAAACUCUUCCGGGCAAGCAAAUAAAUGUAUUUCCUGCUUAAAUUAA